UUAUCCAACCCUUUGCAAAUAUUUAAGCCAACAAAAAAGCUUUGAAACAUCAAUGAGCCAAAAAAAGAACACACCAGAAAAGUUAAACAAGAACAUCAUUUCCUUUGUCCAUUUACUUUGAUUCCAACCACCAUCCAUCUUAAAAACCAGGCAAGAGCAGGCGGCGGAGCAAGCAAUCGGCGGUGGCAGAGCAGGCGGCAAACGGUGGUAGCAGGUCAGAGCAAAGCCAUAGAUUAAUUUAAGUUUAUUAGCAAUGAUGAUAAUGGGCGGUGUUGACAUCCAAAUGGUUGCUCCUAUUGAAUAAAAAAGACACUUUUUUACGCUUUCAUUUAGGGUGUUUUCGUAAAGGAGAGACGUUAUGGAUUGCGGAAGCGGCGGCGUAGGAGCGAGUGGUUCCGGCGGAGACCAUGAUUCCUCCGACCUUUCACGACGGAAAAAGCCUUACCAUCGUCACACUGCUCACCAGAUUCAGAGGCUUGAAUCGAUGUUCAAGGAAUGUCCACACCCAGACGAGAAACAAAGGUUACAUCUAAGUAGGGAAUUGGGAUUAGCACCAAGACAGAUCAAGUUUUGGUUUCAAAAUAGGAGGACACAAAUGAAGGCACAACAUGAAAGAGCCGAUAACUCUGCACUUCGUGCUGAGAACGAUAAGAUCCGAUGUGAAAACAUAGCCAUAAGAGAAGCACUUAAGAAUGUGAUUUGUCCUUCUUGUGGUGGUCCUCCUGUUACUGAAGAUUCUUAUUUUGAUGACCAGAAAAUGAGAAUGGAGAAUGCUCAAUUAAAGGAAGAGCUUGAUAGAGUAUCCAGCAUUGCAGCCAAGUACAUAGGGAGACCAAUAUCCCAACUCCCACCGGUACAACCUGUUCAUAUCUCUUCAUUAGAUAUCAGGAUGGCGAGUUUUGACGGCUAUGGUGUCGGCGCUGGUCCUUCACUCGAUCUCGAUCUCCUCCCUGGAAGUUCGUCAUCAAUGCCGAAUUUACCGUUCCAACCGGUCGUUAUUUCAGACAUGGACAAGUCCCUCAUGUCUGAUAUAGCCGCAAAUGCAAUGGAAGAACUGCUUAGGCUAUUACAAACCAAUGAACCAUUGUGGAUUAAAUCCAAUAAUGAUGGCAAAGAUGCUCUUAAUCUCGAAAGUUAUGAAAGAAUCUUCCCUAAGCCUCAUAAUACUCAUUUUAAAUCUCCUAAUAUUAGGGUCGAAGCUUCUCGAGAUUCCGGUGUUGUUAUUAUGAAUGGCUUAGCUUUGGUCGACAUGUUCAUGGAUUCCAACAAAUGGGUGGAGCUAUUUCCCACCAUUGUGUCAAUUGCCAAAACAAUCGAAGUGAUUUCACCUGGGAUGUUGGGUACACAUAGUGGUUCUUUGCAAUUGAUGUAUGAAGAACUACAGGUCUUGUCUCCAUUAGUACCAACACGAGAAUUUUAUACACUUCGAUAUUGUCAACAAAUUGAACAAGGGUUAUGGGCUAUUGUCAACGUUUCAUAUGAUUUGCCACAAUUUGCUUCUCAAUGUCGAUCUCAUAGACUCCCUUCUGGUUGUUUGAUUCAAGACAUGCCUAAUGGUUACUCCAAGGUUACUUGGUUAGAACAUGUGGAGAUUGAAGACAAAACCCCGAUUCAUCGAUUGUAUCGAGACCUUGUUCAUAGUGGUUCAGCAUUUGGAGCCGAACGGUGGCUCACGACCCUUCAAAGGAUGUGCGAACGGUUUGCUUGCUUAAUGGUAUCGAGCACUUCGACUCGGGAUCUCGGUGGAGUGAUUCCAUCUCCCGAGGGCAAGAGAAGCAUGAUGAAGCUAGCUCAAAGGAUGGUAAACAAUUUCUGCACGAGCGUCGGCACAUCGAAUAGUCAUCGGUCGACAACACUUUCCGGUUCGAAUGAAGUUGGUGUUCGGGUCACCGUUCAUAAGAGUUCUGAUCCCGGACAACCCAACGGUAUAGUUCUUAGUGCAGCUACUACAUUUUGGCUCCCUGUUAGUCCACAAAAUGUCUUCAAUUUCUUCAAAGAUGAAAGAACUAGACCACAGUGGGAUGUUCUAUCCAACGGCAACGCAGUCCAAGAAGUUGCUCAUAUCGCAAACGGAUCACAUCCCGGCAACUGUAUAUCCGUUUUACGAGCCUUUAAUACAAGUCACAACAACAUGUUAAUACUACAAGAGAGUUGCAUAGACAGUUCUGGUUCACUGGUGGUAUACUGUCCAGUUGAUUUACCAGCUAUUAAUGUAGCAAUGAGCGGCGAAGAUCCUUCUUACAUUCCGUUACUUCCGUCAGGUUUUACGAUAACACCCGACGGUCAUCUCGAGCAAGGUGACGGAGCAUCGACGAGUUCUAGUACCGGGCACGGAAGAUCGUCCGGUGGUUCAUUGAUUACGGUAGCGUUUCAAAUACUAGUGAGCAGCUUGCCAUCGGCAAAAUUAAACUUGGAUUCGGUCACAACUGUUAAUAACCUUAUUGGUACUACUGUACAACAAAUUAAGGCUGCUUUGAAUUGUCCUAGUUCUUGAACUGAUUUGAUUUGGGUUAUGGUGCAUGUGUGUGUCUAGGGUUUUUCUUACUACAAGGCAUUUUUGUUUUUUGUUUUUUUUUUUUCAAUUUAAUCUUUGGAAGAGUGGUUACUAAUAUUCGAAGAGGAGUCAAUAACACAAACGUAUAUGUUAUUUGUCUUUUCUUAAAUUUUAAUCCUUUGUGUUGGACCUCAAUUGGCUUUA
Molecule: messenger RNA, 2698 nt
Organism: Gossypium raimondii (Peruvian cotton)
Lineage: Eukaryota; Viridiplantae; Streptophyta; Magnoliopsida; Malvales; Malvaceae
Product: homeobox-leucine zipper protein HDG11
Exons: 10
Coding region: 359-2494 (711 amino acids)
Biological process (GO): regulation of DNA-templated transcription
Molecular function (GO): DNA binding; lipid binding; DNA-binding transcription factor activity, RNA polymerase II-specific
Source: RefSeq, a predicted model, not a curated record